AUUAGAAAACUAGGGUUUUUGGAGCGAAGCAUAGCUAAAGAAGAAACCUUUACUGUUCUUCACUAUGUUAUCACCAAUGAAGUUCUUCUUUCGAUCCAUUUCCGGUCCCAACAGGACACUGCUUCGAGCACUGGGUCGCCGCCAGUUUUCGGAUUUAACUGCAGAAAAAGCCAAGCGGAAUUAUGCUGACAAUGUCUCCGAGUACAACACUGUCCUCACUUCUCUCAAUACCAGACGAAGGCAUUAUCUGUUGAGGGAUGUUUAUGAUGAUAUGGUGCUGGAUGGAGUGCAGCCAACUAGAGAUACUUUUGAGGCUUUGAUUAUGGGAACCAUGAGAGGGUCACGCAUGCAAGACGCACUCUUUUUCAGAGAUGAAAUGAAGGCCAUGGGAUUAGUCCCUGAGGCCUCUUUGUACAACUUUUUGAUCUCAACAUGUGGGAAAUGCAAGAAUUCCAGUCUUGCUGUUCAGAUUCUGGAAGAAAUGAAGAGAUACGAUGUGAAGCCAAAUGGACAAACUUAUGUUUGUCUUAUCAAUGCAUGUGCGGCAGCUGGACGAUUGGAUCAAGUGCUAGCAAUAGUGCGUGAUAUGACUGCUGCUGGUGGUGAAUUGAACAAGUUCUGCUAUGCUGGACUUAUAAUUGCUCAUACGAACAUGAUACCUCGAUCACAUGAUGUAGCAGCCAAGAUUAUUGAGUUAGCUGAGCAGUCGAAAGGAUGGUCAUCUGUUGAAGAAAGUGGAAAUACUGGAAAUACAAUGCUUGGCAUUUCUGAGGAAGAGUUGUACAACUUACCUACUGCAGACUUUGUUCAUAGGCGUUUUUUCAUAUUCAGGCCGCUUACUGUGUCCCAUGUUGUUUUGCAAAUUCCGGCUACCGAGACUUUACUCGAGAUGCUAAAAAACGAUGGUAAAAAUCCAGACAUCUUUAUUACCAUGCAAAUUUUGAGAUGCUAUCUGAAUGCUGGAAACAUCGACCGUGCUGUUCAAAUUUUCGAGGACUACCUUAACGAAGGAAAACCCCCUGCUAUGGAACUUUAUGCAACCUUCAUCGAAGGAGCAAUGGUUGGGCAUACUCCUAGAGGAAUGGAACUUGCUCAAGAAGCAUUGGUCAAUAUGACUAAAGGAAACUUUUUCUUGAACGCUAAAUUUGGAAGUGAUCUCCUCCUUGCAGCCGCAGGAGAGAAGACGGGUGGAUACACAAACGCAAACUAUAUAUGGGACCUAAUGCAGGCUCGUAAUGUAGUUCCCUCUCUUGCUGCAGUGGAAGCUUAUUACAAUGGCCUUAAAGAACGCGAGAUACCCGAAGAUGAUCCGAGAUUGCAAAUUGUUACUCGAACAUUAAACAACUUGCGAUCUAGAUUUGGUAUCGGACCUGGGCGACGGUAAUAGAUUCUGGAUCAUAAUCAAGGGAGAACAUGCUUUUUACGUUAACCAAUGGUUCAUUGUUGAAAGUCAUGAGCGAUAGUUUUUAUCUGCACAACUGAAGCUUUUUUUUUAUUAUUGAAUAAAAACUAGUAAUGGGUAUGUUUG
Messenger RNA from Hibiscus syriacus, 1528 nucleotides. Its product is annotated as pentatricopeptide repeat-containing protein At4g35850, mitochondrial. Bases 65 to 1384 code for a protein of 439 amino acids. Gene Ontology annotation, cellular component: mitochondrion. Lineage: Eukaryota; Viridiplantae; Streptophyta; Magnoliopsida; Malvales; Malvaceae. The transcript has 13 exons. The record is from RefSeq and is a predicted model, not a curated record. Gene Ontology annotation, molecular function: protein binding.